AUGAAUAUGAUAGAGACUGUACAGGAACGACACCGUGGCCAGUAUGACUUUGGCGCAUACUAUGAUAAUUUGUGCGCUAUACAAAACACCUGUCCUGUGCCCGCAAUCAAGGCUAAUUUAAGAAAGUCAAUUUUGGAUUGCAAAGCAGAUAGAAUUCGACUAAUUGAUUGGCCUCCGCUAAUUGAAGCGUUAAGAAUUAACAAAUCUUUGCGAGCUGUAAUUUUUAAAUGUUGCCGAACAAAACAUAAAACGCAAGAGACAUGUGCAACUCGAGCGAAAAUACUUCCUAUACAGUCUCGAGAAAUCAUCACGAAAUUAUGCAGAGCACUCAGAGAUUGCAUAUUGGUAACGGACUGUUUAAACUCCUUGGAAUUGCAUGGAAUCCGUUUGAUGUUUCGAGAAAUUGAAACAUUAUCCAAGGCCUUACCAAAAAAUAAAACAUUACAACGUAUUUCCUUAGAGAAUUGUCAAAUAAAAGAUCAAGGAUUAGAAACUUUAUGUACAGGGUUAAAGAAUUCUGUUUCUAUUACAUCUUUAAAUGUUUCGGGCUGCCAUCUAACAUCCAAGGGAGCAGAGACUCUUGCGAAACUCAUUUUGCAUCAAGCAACUGCGCGCUAUGCAGAGACGUGGAAAGAAAGCUUGAGAUAUCGUUGGCCAGAUCUAGAUCGUAUGCCAGGUCUUAGACGGAUUACCGCGUGCAUGAAUCCCUUAUUUGGUGAUGAAGGAGCAUCUUAUUUAGCGGAUGCUCUGAAGGAUGAUCUAUGGCUUAAAGCUUUAGAUCUUCAACAGUGUGGAAUUACCAAUGAAGGCGCCAAAAAAUUCGAACCUGUUCUGCAAAUUAAUAACAGUUUAGUAAUCGUCGAUCUCAGAGCAAAUCAUUUGAUUGAUCGCUCAGUAUUUGAAGCUAUUAUGGAGCAAAUCGCAACAAAUACAAUUCGGCAAGAUUGCAGUGGUUUCGAAUGGCUGAGGCUGGUACAAGCCGGAGAUAUAAAUGAUGUCUCUUCUGCAUCUUCCGCACUGUCAAAGGAUCGUAGAACUUGCAAUGAGAGUGAAAUAUCUACUGACGCUAAAAGAAUCCACAAAUCCACUUCUAAAUUUCAAAAACAAUUCAAAAUAACACCGAACGAAGCAAUCAUUCAAAAUAAUAGUUCAAGCCUUAAAUUUCUCGUGAAAGAUACGGAGGUAGAUGAUCCCCAAAUGACUGGCCUACGAAAAGUCGAGAAAAAAUUAAAUAAAUGUCGAAAGCAGCUUAAAAAAGAAAUCAUCGCAAGAGAAAAAGCUGAAUCAAAACUUCGCGAGAUACACUUUGCACAGAAACCUGACCUAGCCUUUGAUAACGAAAACUUAUUAUCCGACAUUGAAGAUUCGCUAGAGAAAUUCCAUAAAUUCUUGGAUAUACUAAGAGAUAAUGGAUAUGGCAAUUUAUGGUCAGAUGGUAUGCGAAAAGAUCAAACUGUGGUAGCUGACUCUAUCGCUAUCCAAAUGUAA
Messenger RNA from Trichoplax adhaerens, 1488 nucleotides. RefSeq lists its product as uncharacterized. Gene Ontology annotation, cellular component: centrosome. Bases 1 to 1488 code for a protein of 495 amino acids. The transcript has 16 exons. The record is from RefSeq and is a predicted model, not a curated record. Gene Ontology annotation, molecular function: protein binding. NCBI's taxonomy places the organism in Eukaryota, Metazoa, Placozoa, Uniplacotomia, Trichoplacea, Trichoplacidae.